AUGAGUGCUGUUUCUGAAGAACCCCAGUUCCUAAAUUUCCGCUUGGCAGUUCUUCCUCAGCAUGCCUGGCAGAUCCCUCUAACCCAUUGCAGAGCACUAACUCCGGAAGCUCUCACUUUCAGACUCAUUACACAUAUAGCAAUUUUGGCUUCCAUACUUUCUCUUACCAUUUACUGGCUCAUCAGAGACAGUCACAGAGUGAGAAACCUGGGUGGAAAGCAUGUCUUCGUAACAGGCUGUGACACCGGACUUGGAAACUCACUGGCUAAAUGGCUUGGCAAAAGGGGAUUUUGUGUCAUUGCUGCAUGUGCCACAGAAAACGGAGGCCAAGAGCUACGGUCCUGCUCCUCACUCUCACUGGAGACAGUGAACCUGAACUUGGCUGACUGCAACAGCAUUGCCAGGGCUGUGGUGUUUGUGACCGAAGAGAUGAUUGACAGGGGGCUUUUUGGUUUGGCGAGCAAUGCUGAAGGAACAGCACCUGGAGCACCCACUGACUGGCAGGAUGAAGACUUCCACUCAGUGCUAGAUGUUAGUCUGCUGGGAUUGAUUGAAAUCACACUCAAGCUUCUGCCACUUCUGAAAAAAGCUGAGGGAAGAGUAGUCAAUCUAUUUAAUGCCAGGGGCCUCAUGGCUUUUGUAGGGGGUGGCUACAGCCUGUCCAAAUGGGGUAUGGAAGGUUUUCUGACACCUUAUGGUGAGUGGCUAGAAAAACAUGCAUGA
This is a messenger RNA of Pygoscelis adeliae (Adelie penguin), 723 nucleotides long. Its product is annotated as retinol dehydrogenase 3-like. Lineage: Eukaryota; Metazoa; Chordata; Aves; Sphenisciformes; Spheniscidae. The record is from RefSeq and is a predicted model, not a curated record.